This is a messenger RNA of Cynara cardunculus var. scolymus (artichoke), 1026 nucleotides long. Its product is annotated as probable galacturonosyltransferase-like 1. The coding region runs from base 142 to 990 and encodes 282 amino acids. Lineage: Eukaryota; Viridiplantae; Streptophyta; Magnoliopsida; Asterales; Asteraceae. Gene Ontology annotation, molecular function: glycosyltransferase activity. The transcript has a single exon. Gene Ontology annotation, cellular component: Golgi apparatus. The record is from RefSeq and is a predicted model, not a curated record.
CUCCUCCCUCCCUCCACCGGAACCACCACUAUCUCACAACAAUUCAAAGAAGCCCCACAGUUUUACAACUCGCCGGAAUGCCCUUCAAUUAUACACACCCAUGAUUUCAACACCGGUGAUGAUUCCACCGUUCAUGUCGCCAUGACCCUCGAUGCCGCCUACAUCCGUGGAUCAAUGGCGGCCAUUCUAUCUGUCCUCCAACACUCCUCCUGCCCGGAAAACAUCAUCUUCCACUUUGUCACCUCCGCCUCCUCCGACACCUCCCUYCUACGCGCCACCAUUGCCAACUCCUUUCCUUACCUUAAAUUCGACGUCUACCCUUUUGACGAUUCCCUGGUGGCCGGACUUAUCUCCACCUCCAUACGCGCCGCCCUUGACUGCCCCCUAAACUAUGCCCGGAGCUACCUCGCUAACAUACUCCCACUCCAUGUCAGCAAAGUGGUGUACCUCGAUUCUGACCUUGUGCUCGUCGACGACAUCGCAAAGCUCGCCGCCACUCCCCUCGGCGACGCCAUUCUCGCCGCGCCGGAAUAUUGCAACGCCAACUUUACGUUCUACUUUACACCAACUUUCUGGUCAAACCCAUCACUUUCCUCCACUUUUGAUCACCGGAAACCUUGCUACUUCAACACCGGAGUGAUGGUGAUGGACUUAGACCGGUGGCGUGCYGGUGACUACACGACAAAGAUAGAAGAAUGGAUGGAGCUACAGAAACGACUUAGGAUUUAUGAACUAGGAUCUCUACCGCCAUUCUUGCUUGUCUUUGCCGGGAAGAUAGCUCCGGUGGAUCACCGGUGGAACCAGCAUGGGCUCGGCGGUGAUAAUUUUCGUGGGCUUUGUAGGGAUUURCAUCCGGGACCCGUGAGUUUAUUGCAUUGGAGUGGUAAAAGUAAACCAUGGGUGAGACUGGAUGCCGAGAGACCAUGUCCAUUGGAUGCUCUUUGGGCACCUUAUGAUCUKUUGAAACCUCCAUUUUCGUUUGAUUCAUGAAGCUCUGGCAAAUCGUAUAUGACGAUGAUUGUGUAU